AUGCUGAAACUCGCCGUAUUCCUAGCCCUUGGAGCGGUAGUCUUGGGACAAAAUUCUGUGAGUGUUUUGAAGUAGUAUUUUUUUACUAAUUUUUUUAGGUUACUUUCGGCAACAGCAAUCGUAUUCCAUGUGGCUUCAGUAAGUGAUCUUUAAAAUUUGAUAUUUUUUUACUGUUGAUUGUAAAAAGCUUGAUGAAGAGAUAUUGAUGAUUUUGAGGACUAGAAAAAAACUUGUGAAGAUCCAAUAUUAUCUUAUCAAUGAUUUUAAAGGCCUAGAUUGAAAAUUUCCUUCAAAACUGCUCAUUUAUAAUGAAAAAUGUCAGGCUGUUCACAACGCGCCGGAUUUUCUACCGUGAUUGAUGGCCAGAGGAGCAGCGUUUCUUGCAGCGACGGUACGCAAAGUGCGGCGCGUUGCAGUGGCUGCUGCGAGGCCGUCGCUCUGUCCGCAGGCCUUCCCACGGUGAAAUUUUCAACUUUUUUUUUGUCAUAUUCUUAAGGUUAAGAAAGAUACGAGUUUUGAUGAUACAAGAUUUCAAGAUUUGCCAAUUGAAAAUGUUCUCUAGAAUUAUAAUUUUUGAUCAAUUUUUUUCGAAUAAAAAAAUAUUCUGAAAAGUCAUAAUAAUCGAUAAAAUCAUUUAGCAAGCUAUAUUGAACGUUAAUAUCUAGUUAAAGAUUGCAACUACUACAAAAAAACUCCUGAAAAAAAUGGAAAAAAAUUUUUCCUUUUUUUAAAAAAAUUUCAGGAGAAAAAAAUUGUUAAAACUUUAAAAAAACCUCGGAAGAAAAAAAUGAGAUUCAUAACUAUUAAAAAUUCGAUUUUUUUCCACACGUAUUCUUCUCUGAACUAGGGCCUCGAGGCGCAUUUUUCCUCUACCGCAUGAUUUUUCGCCGUUUUCUCGCAGUCAAAGAGUAUAGAUAUAGCAUGAGCCAUAGAAAUAUUAGGGUUUAGUUCUAACUUCUUUUUUUAGAAGACACAGUUCCGAGUUUUCUAAUCAUUUCAAGAAAAAUAUUGACUUUCUACUAAUUUCCAUUUUUUAGUCAGCCGCCUCAGGAUUCGUCUCAUCGAACGGCCGCAGCUGCGCUUGCUGCAUUACCGGAUGUGUUCGAUAA
Caenorhabditis auriculariae is the source of this 1109-nucleotide messenger RNA. NCBI's taxonomy places the organism in Eukaryota, Metazoa, Nematoda, Chromadorea, Rhabditida, Rhabditidae. The record is from the annotation of a GenBank genome assembly.